AUGCUUUAGCUUAUACCCACUAUAAAUACACCCUUCCAACUCUAAACAUUCAUCCCUCAAAAUACAAACCAAAACAACAUCUGAUUCUUCAAACUCAUGUCAAGUACCGCCGGUCGUGUCAUCAAAUGCAAAGCUGCUGUGGCAUGGGAAGCCGGAAAGCCACUGGCGAUCGAGGAAGUGGAAGUGGCACCUCCUCAAGCUAAUGAAGUCCGUGUCAAGAUUCUCUUUACUGCCCUCUGCCACACUGAUGUCUACUUCUGGGAGGCCAAGGGCCAAACACCCCUGUUUCCUCGCAUUUUUGGACAUGAAGCUGGAGGAGUUGUGGAGAGCGUAGGAGAGGGCGUGAAGUAUCUGAAACCGGGGGACCAUGUGCUUCCAGUGUUCACAGGGGAGUGUGGAGAAUGCCGACACUGUAAGUCGGAAGAGAGCAACAUGUGCGAUCUUCUACGAAUCAACACCGACAGAGGAGUGAUGCUAAGCGACGGGAACACAAGAUUCUCCAAAAACGGACAACCAAUUUACCACUUUGUGGGAACCUCAACCUUCAGUGAAUACACAGUUGUUCAUGAAGGCUGUUUGGCCAAAAUCAACCCUGCUGCUCCUCUCGACAUUGUGUGCGUUCUUAGCUGUGGCAUUUCCACUGGCCUUGGUGCCAGUUUGAACGUUGCUAAGCCUAAAAAGGGCUCCUCCGUCGCUAUCUUUGGAUUGGGCGCCGUCGGCCUAGCUGCUGCUGAGGGUGCAAGGAUUGCUGGGGCAUCGAGGAUCAUAGGCGUUGAUCUCAAUUCAACUCGAUUUGAAGAAGCUAAGAAGUUCGGUGUGAAUGAAUUUGUGAAUCCAAAGGAUCAUGACAACCCAGUCCAGCAGGUGAUUGCCGAGAUGACCAAUGGAGGAGUGGAUCGAAGCGUUGAAUGUACAGGAAGCAUCCAAGCAAUGAUCUCUGCGUUUGAAUGUGUUCAUGAUGGGUGGGGCGUUGCUGUGCUUGUGGGGGUUCCAAACAAAGAUGAUUCAUUCAAAACGCAUCCAAUGAAUUUGUUGAAUGAGAAGACUCUGAAGGGUACGUUCUUCGGGAACUACAAGACCCGUUCCGACAUUCCAAAUGUGGUGGAGCAGUACUUGAAGAAGGAGUUGGAAUUGGAGAAGUUCAUUACUCACUCUGUCCCCUUUUCUGAGAUUAACAAGGCAUUCGACUACAUGCUACAAGGACAGUCGAUUCGGUGCGUCAUUCGAAUGGAGCAUUGAUAUGUUUCCAAACCCCUUUGUGUUCCUCCU
Cucurbita moschata (crookneck pumpkin) is the source of this 1269-nucleotide messenger RNA. RefSeq names its product alcohol dehydrogenase 1-like. Gene Ontology annotation, molecular function: zinc ion binding; S-(hydroxymethyl)glutathione dehydrogenase [NAD(P)+] activity. The transcript is spliced from 9 exons. Lineage: Eukaryota; Viridiplantae; Streptophyta; Magnoliopsida; Cucurbitales; Cucurbitaceae. The record is from RefSeq and is a predicted model, not a curated record. The coding region runs from base 97 to 1239 and encodes 380 amino acids. Gene Ontology annotation, biological process: formaldehyde catabolic process. Gene Ontology annotation, cellular component: cytosol.